UUGCCCAGAGCUUUGUUCUGUUUUGAGUCUAAAGUUAGACACUUUGACAAUUUGCCAAACAUUGCGUGCUAACAACCGGACAUUCAAAUUUAAUUCAAAUACAAAUAAUGCGUAUCACAAUUACAUUCAAUACAUGGAUUGAAAGUGAAGUGCAGUUUUGAAGUUCCAACAAGUGGCACACUGGCACCAUAACUUGUUGACAAAGUGAAAACCUAGUGUUUAGUGAGAUUACACCAAGAGAUCGGUGCGUCCUUCCGUUGAGGUCAAAUAAAAUUGAAACUAAUGCCGGUGUCCAGUGAUCUCAGUUUUUGAGCAAUUCUUAAGGCGGCAACACAGUCAGUUAUCGCUAGUAGAAACACAUCUUUUCUCGCAAUGAAGAAGUUUGAUCUCGACGAUAUUCUCAUCUCGAUAGGAGGAUGGGGAAAAUUUCAAACUUUGUACUAUUCGGCAUUGUGUACCGCGAUUAUUUUCUCCGUUUUUCCGGCAAUGAAUUACAUUUUCAUCGCGAGGGACAUCAAAUACAGGUGUAACAUUGAUUCGUGUGAUAAAGAAAACGGUGAUUUCAAUCCAGAAUGGUUGAAAAAUGCCGUUCCUUUUGAACAAAAUAUUCCAAGUAAAUGUUCCUACUAUCAACCUGAAGAGAAUGACACUUGUACUAACUUCAUAAAAAAUGAGACUUUAACAUGUCAUGAUUUUAUUUACGAAAGACAAGAAACGACAAUUGUCCACGAUUUUAAUAUAAAAUGCGAUGAAAAUCUCUGGAAAUUAACAAUAAUAGGAACAAUCAAUGUGGUAGGAAAACUUGUGUGUUUACCACUUGCUGGAUUUUUCUCCGACCGAUUUGGUCGAAAAUCGAUGGUCAUAGUUAGCGUAUUUUUGAGCACAAUUGUGGGUCUCAUACGAUCAUUUUCAGUAAAUUAUUACAUGUACGUUGGGUUGGAGUUUUUGAAUACAGUGGUGGGUUCAGGAAUAUACAGUGGGGCCUUUAUCUUAGCUCUAGAAUUAGUCGACUCAAAACGUCGAAAUUUGGGCAACAGUAUUAUCUGUUUGGCAUUUACCGUGGGUCAUAUUUUGUUAGGGGCCGCAGCUUGGGUGUCCCCGACUUGGCAAUUUAUGACUCAAAUCAUGUACGGCCCUGGAAUUUUAGUAACAAUUAUUUUGUGGUUUGUCCCCGAAUCUGUGAGAUGGCUAAUCGCGCGAAACAAAAUCGAAAAAGCUGAAAACAUCCUGAAAUCAAUAGCGAAAAUGAACGACAAAGAAUUGACCGAAGAAACGAUUAAAACAAUUCCGUACCUUGAAGACAGCAAGAGUGACGGUGACGAAGCGAUUCCUUUGAUGGCAAUUCUGAAAAAGAAAAGUCUCCUUAUUCGAAUCAUCCAUUGUUCGUUCACUUGGAUCUGCUGCAAUUUCCCUUACUACGGUUUAACAAUUCAAUCAGUGGCUCUAUCUCAGGACAUUUAUGUAAAUUAUAUGUGCGUCUCUGUGGUUGAAAUUCCUGCUUACAUAUUAGCCUACGGAGCUUUGGAUCGAAUCGGGCGAAAGAAAACUCUCGCUCUGAGUCUUAUCCUCACAGGAGUGGCUUGCCUCAGUGUCGAUUUUAUCAAAUCAGGAAGUCCACUCGCACUCGUAGUCUUCCUCUCCGGAAAACUCUUCGUUACCGUGUCUUACAUGACUAUUUACAUUUACACGGCUGAAUUAUUCCCCACUAGCUCGAGACAUUCCGCGUUUGCUGUUUGUUCCAUGUUUGGAUGCGUUGGCUCAAUGCUGGCACCACAAGUGCCUUUAUUGGCGAAAGUCUAUAAGCCUCUACCGCUGAUGGUCUUCUCGGCUCUUGCCUUCACUGCCGGACUGUUGGCAUUCCUCUUUCCGGAGACGAAAGAUACGAAAAAUCCCGAAGAGAUAGAUAAAUCCUGAUUUUAGUAAAUUGUAGUUGAUUAUGUAAAUAGAUAAUUAAGAGUGUUUGCAACUCUUUUUGGUGCAAGUUUGUACGUCGUAAUUAGACUCAUUUUUGCGAGUGUUAGAAACGGCAAUGAAUUUUUCACGGUCAUCAUUCAAUACCCCUAUAAUAAUCACCUUGGAAAGAUCGCGCGAUUCCAGUUUUCGGCAUUCUAAUGUGUCUUGUUGUUUUUUAAUUAUUUCCGCUUUUUUAACAACAACGAAAAAAUUGAUGAUUUAUUUAUGUUUUGAUGACGACAAAUGUUAUUAAAACUUUCUAGAAUAAUGACAAAAAUUGAUUUAUUUGAUUUAACAAUUUGUUUGUGAUUCUUGCAAAUUUAUUCAAGGAGGAAGUUUGUACUUUCAUACAGUUAGUGCAUCUCAUUGUUUGACUUAACUGUUCCUUAUUUGUUUACUAUAAAAGGUCAAAUCGACCUCGGACUGCACCUCAAAUUGAUUUGUUAUUAAAAUUGUGUUUUAAUACAUUUAUAUUAUGUACGUAUGACUUAAUAAAAAAUAGUUUUCCAAACAAA
Molecule: messenger RNA, 2468 nt
Organism: Tribolium madens (black flour beetle)
Lineage: Eukaryota; Metazoa; Arthropoda; Insecta; Coleoptera; Tenebrionidae
Product: organic cation transporter protein-like
Exons: 9
Coding region: 373-1914 (513 amino acids)
Biological process (GO): transmembrane transport
Cellular component (GO): membrane
Molecular function (GO): transmembrane transporter activity
Source: RefSeq, a predicted model, not a curated record